Molecule: messenger RNA, 3365 nt
Organism: Anguilla rostrata (American eel)
Lineage: Eukaryota; Metazoa; Chordata; Actinopteri; Anguilliformes; Anguillidae
Gene: slc22a16
Product: solute carrier family 22 member 16
Exons: 8
Coding region: 102-1835 (577 amino acids)
Biological process (GO): transmembrane transport
Cellular component (GO): membrane
Source: RefSeq, a predicted model, not a curated record
CCUUCAUCAGAUUCGGAUAGCUAACGCUAACAAAUUACAGUCACUAGUUUCGUCUUUUUUCCAGGGACAGGACUGUGCCGCCAGUCCACAGCACACAAAUCAUGAAACACGUGGAGCGGAUUUUCGAUGAACUUGGACAUUUUAAAAGAUUUCAGGCGUGUUUGUAUUUCGCUGCCGUGUUCCAGACCAUAGCCUGCGGGGUCCACUACCUGGCCUCCGUGUUCCUGGUGGAGACGCCCAAGUUCCUCUGCGCAUCUCCCGGCAACAUCACCGGCGCGCUCUAUGGCAACCACAGCGGCACGGUCCUCGAGGACAUCUGGCCUCACUACACUCCGGGCAACGGCCCGGUCGUGGUGCAGAACUCAAUCGGAGAGCAGUGGGAGCUGAGCCAGUGCCGAAGAGCCCUGCGGAUAAACAGCAUAGGGUUUGACUACCAAUUCGACGGGAACAAGACGGUGUACUCGUGCGCGGGGAACUUUUUCUUCGACAGAAGCGGGGUCCAGGAGAGCAUCGUGACGGACUGGGGCUUGGUGUGCGAGAGGGAAUGGCUGGCCAAGCUCUGUCAGCCUGUCUUCAUGAUGGGAGUACUCGUCGGAGCCGUCAUCUUUGGAGAUGUCGCAGACAGAGUUGGGAGACGACCAAUUUUGAUGCUAACCAGCCUGUGCCAGUUUGUGUUCGGAGUCAGCGUUGGCCUCACAGGAAACUAUUAUGCUUUCAUGAUCCUGCGGUUUCUUCUGGCCAUGGUGAGCAGCGGGUACCUGGUGGUGGUGUUCGUCUACGUGACCGAGUUCACCGGGAUCAAGGUGCGCGUCUGGACCUCCAUGCACGUGCACGCCUGCUUCGCCGUGGGCGUGAUGGUGGUGGCCCUGGUGGGCUACCUGGUGCGCGUCUGGUGGGUCUACCAGAUCGUCCUCAGCCUCAGCACCGCCCCCUUCCUGCUCUUCUGCUGGAAGUUCCCCGAGACGCCCUUCUACCUCCUCACCAAGGGCCGGUACCGGGAGGCCCAGGACCUGCUGGACGCCAUCGCCCGUUUCAACGGCCUGCCCGCCACCCUGACGGUGGCCGACCUCGUGGACGCCAAGCAGGACGGCCUGCUGGUCAAGGACCCCGAGCUGUCCGAGGAGAAGCCCGAGAAGAAGUUCAGCAUCCUGGACCUUUUCUGCAGCUGGAGCAUGGCCUGCCGGACGCUGAUAGUGUGGUCCGUCUGGUUCAUCGGGAGCCUGGGGUACUACGUCUUCUCGCUGGGGUCCGUCAACCUGGGAGGAAACCAGUACAUCAACUUAUUUCUGGCAGGCGCCGUGGAGCUCCCCUCCUAUGUGAUCGCCUGCUUGGCCAUGGAGAGGGUGGGCCGGAAGAAGACGUGCGCCCCGUCGCUGCUGCUCGGCGGGGUCGUCUGCAUGCUCAUCAUCUUCGUCCCGAAGGACAUGGAAGUGCUGGUCAUAAUUCUCAGCAUGACUGGGAAGUUUGCCGUCGCCAUAGCGUUUGGUCUGAUCUACCUGUACACGUGCGAGCUGUACCCAACGAUAAUAAGGUCCCUGGCUGUGGGCAGCGGGAGCAUGAUGUGUCGCGUCGGCAGCGUGGUGGCGCCGUUCUGCGUCUACCUGGUGGACAUCUGGAUCUACCUGCCGCAGCUGAUCGUGGGCGUGCUGGCGUUGGCCGUGGGCGUCCUCACCCUGUGGCUCCCCGAGACGCUGGGCCAGCCGCUGACGAACACGCUGGAGGAGGCGGCUGCGCUGGGCUCCGCCCUCAAGCAGGCGGACGGCCGCCCCGAGGAGAAGGUGGAGCUGCAGCCGGGCGGUCGGCCCGAGGCCAACGGAAACCCGGCGAAGGUCUGAGAACUGGCGGGGGGGGCGGGGGGGGACGACGACGACACACACGACGACGUUCUGCGAAUGCCCAGUUUCACUCGCACACACACACACACGUGCGUACGGUGUCAAGGAGCGGAAUCUCUGCUGUGCCUGAUCUUCACAAAUAAUUAAAUUUUUUUUGUGGGUUUUGUUGUUGGAUGUGGGACGUGGGUGAGAUUUUUUUUUUUCGCGCACCCCCCCGCCACCCCCCCCCCCCCGGCUUCACUGGACGUCUCAACAGGAGCCAGAGCAGAGAGGGGGAACUUCCUUGUUUUUAAUGGACAAGAACCAAGCGCGAUUCCUUUGGGGAGGGGGGAGGGGGAGGGGGGGGGGGCUGGUGUUAGGACAACGAGUAAACAAAUACAGAGAAGGGUACAGGUAAUUGAGUUGCAGUGCGUGUGCAUGUGUGUGUGUAUGUAUGUGUGUGUUGAGAGAGAGAGAGACAGAGAGAGAAAGAGAGAGAGAGAGAGAACAGAGGAAAAGUAUUAUUGCAAUUAUUGCAUCUCAUUAUCAGAUGGAUGUAGUUCUACUCGCCAUCUGGGACUAAGACAUCUAAUGACUUAAAAUGCCUUAUUAACAGAAAUCUAACUCUAAAUGUAUUCUGUCGUUCUCAGCAAAGAACAGAGCAUGCUGGGAUUGGUUUGAAAUCCAGGUGAUGUCCUGAUUUACAAUUCAAAUUACACUGUAUUCUUUCUCCAGAGUGUCCUAAAAUAUGCCCUUUUUGUGCAAGAUGUGUUCGUUUUACUCUAAUCUACUCUUUUAUAUCCUGGUUGUUCAGGGCAUCCGUUUUAUUUUCAGCUCUCCUUACAAUUUGAUAAUUGCCUAACGUAAGACCGAUUUACCUCUUGUCUGUGGUUAAUUCUUUUUAUUUUUUUAAGAAUAUAUCAUGUUUUAAAGGUAUAGGCUAAUUUGUAAAAGUAAGGUGUUUUAAAAGGACGUGAUCCCCUUGACAACAUUUUGUUACUAAAACCUUUUUUUAAUAUGUUGCAAGUGUCUGUAAUUUAAGCUUACUUUGCUACUGUUUGGGAUAUAGACUUCAUGUCUACAUCCUUUGGGUAAAUCCAGGUUCCGGAUGAAGUAAAUAAAAAUCAUGCUUAUUUAAAAAAUAGAACAAUUAAAGGCAGAACAUGCCCCAACAAACCUGAAAAAGAAUAAACAUCCAACUUCUGGAAGAUGAUCAAUGAAAUGUAUGGCUGGUCAUAUAGAUAAGUCAUCGUUUAGAAAAACAUUUUUGGGCUUGUUUUGUUCAAAUAAUCAAAUAUUCAGCCGUGCUCAUCUUAAAAAAUGUUUUUUUUUGUUUGAAUACUGUGAAUAUUAAUGAAUCUUAAUUUCUCAAUUUUAACAGUUUUUAAACUGUUCUGCUCAUUGGUACCAAUGGGAUAAAAGAAUAAGCUAAUAAAUAUGAAUGUUUAGUAUUUUUUAAGUGGUGCUGAUGAAGUUUGAAAAUUGUCUCGAUCAUUGUAAAUAAAAUUCUAGUUUAUUUCUGAUGCUCAAAAUAAAGAAUCAUACGUCGCA